AUGAUCAUCCUGCGUCGACAAUUGACUGAGAAAUUGGUCGCACUGCAGCACGCUACACCUGAGCAGCCUUACAGCAUUGCGCAUCGGCUGAACCUAGCCAGAGCCUAUAAGGAUCUUGGCUAUCCAGAUCUUGCUGUAGGAGAUGCCUAUAAAGCACUGAUAUUAGUGGAUGAGCUGGUUGAAGAAGGCGAAUACCAUGAUGAAGCCCUAGAGGCUGCACGCACAGAUCUUGUUCCAGAAAAGAUGGCCGACUUAUCCAUGAGUGCCGAAAAAGAAGCCGUUCCUUCAGAGUAUGAAGACAUCACGAAUUAUGCGCAAACACAGUGGUCAAGAACAGCGCAUGAUAUCCUUAUCGAAAGCCUAUUAGACUGUGGAUGCUUGCGCAGUGCGUUCGACUACAUUGCUCGCGCGAUGAAAGCAUUCCCUGAUGAUACUGCCUUCAAAACCCACGAUGACUCUUUGUCAAAAAGUCUGAAAUCCUACUGUGAGCAGAACAGAGAAAAUUUUGAGGAUAUCGAGGUCGAUGGUUAUCCCGACAAAGGACUUGUUCGUCGAGAAAAAUAUCCCUGGAAUGACCACGAGCCAGAUCGGUUCUCGGCAGAAUGUUUGGACUUUCUCAACGAAGAACUAACAGAAAUAGCACCAAAACUGGAAGUGAGGAUCUCUGAGUUACCUCUUCUCGCCACUACCUCAUCUGUAGACGGGAAAUGUCCAGAAUCACAGUUUACCAAGCAACUAGGGUUAUUUGCCAAGGAGGAUAUAGCCCCUGGAGAAACCAUACUAGAAGAGAAGUCGCUUCUCACUGGCAUAUCGAGACUACACGAGUCAUAUUGCGAUGCUUGCAGCAUACCUCUCUCGCAAUCCGCGGACACAGCCAGCGAAAACAUAACGUGUGAAGAAUGCAACGAGGUCUUCUUCUGCAGCGAAGAAUGCCAUGACCUCGCCCAAGAUCACUACCACCCUUCGAUAUGUGGAGUAAGCGUCGACCAAAGCAAGGUGUCUGCUCGUGAAGCAGCCGAUCAUCUCUAUAGCCUUCUGCUUGUUCGUGCACUGGCAUUGGCAGAGACCCAGGAGCUUCACCCCCUAGAACUAAAAGAGGUCCGCUACAUUUGGGGUGACUAUCAUGGAAAGGAUCUCGAUACUGUGUGGCAAACCGAUUCAGCAGGUCAUCUGACUGAUCCUUUUGGAAAUGUGCCGCAAACAUUGUCCUUUUCCUUCAAGAGCAAUGUACUCAUGCCAAUCCAUGUUCUGGAGCAGAUAGAUGUGAACAUCUUUACCCAAAGCGAUCGCUAUGACACCUGGGUUUUCAACACGCUGUAUGCCAAAUUCCGAGGAACAGCAUCAGCACAACAGGGAAUGGAUGGAAGACCUGAGAUUAGCGCUGUUCACCCCAUGUGGUGUCUUGCAAAUCACAGCUGCGAUCCAAAUGUGGCGUGGGAGUGGCGUGGGUCUAUGCGGUUCUGGACACGUAAGGAGCUUGUGGACUGGAAGGGUAGAGACCCAACCAAGGGACCCGGGCUGAAGAAAGACGAGGAAGUUUUUGGUCACUACUGCGAUGUGCGGCUUCCAGUCAAGGAAAGGCGAGAGUGGGCUGUCGGAGCGCUGGGAGGCGAUUGCAUGUGCACCAGAUGCAUCUGGGAAGAUGCGGCCGAACGCAAGUAG
Messenger RNA from Bipolaris zeicola 26-R-13, 1662 nucleotides. RefSeq lists its product as uncharacterized. Gene Ontology annotation, molecular function: protein binding. Bases 1 to 1662 code for a protein of 553 amino acids. NCBI's taxonomy places the organism in Eukaryota, Fungi, Ascomycota, Dothideomycetes, Pleosporales, Pleosporaceae. The transcript has 2 exons. Gene Ontology annotation, cellular component: nucleus. The record is from RefSeq and is a predicted model, not a curated record.